GCUGUGCAGUAGAAGAUGCAGGCCCUACUCUUCCUAUUGGCUCUUCUCCCGCCUCCUGAAGCUGGAGCUGAGGAGAUUAUUGGUGGCAUUGAGUCCAAACCACACUCCCGCCCUUACAUGGCCCAUCUGGAGAUCACCACUGAGAGAGGUUUCAUGGCCAGCUGUGGUGGAUUUCUCAUAGCCCGAGACUUUGUGAUAACGGCUGCACACUGCAAAGGAAGAGAAAUCACUGUCACUCUUGGAGCUCAUGAUGUGAGCAAGAAAGAACCCACACAGCAGAAGAUAAAAGUCAAUAAACAAAUCGUUCACCCAAAGUACAACUUCUAUUCCAAUCUGAAUGACAUCAUGUUACUGAAGCUUCAAAAGAAAGCUAAGCCGUCUCCGGCUGUGGGUACAAUCCCCCUACCUAGACCAUCGGACUUUAUUAAACCUGGAAAAACAUGCCGGGCGGCUGGCUGGGGAAAAACGGGGGUGACGGCGCCAACAGCAGAGAAGCUGAGGGAGGUGAAGCUGAGGAUCAUGGAGAAGGAGGCCUGCAAAUACUAUCCCAAUUACAGCUAUGAGCUCCAGGUCUGCGUGGGCAGUCCCAGGAAGAUAAACUCAGCCUACAGGGGAGACUCCGGGGGACCUCUACUGUGUGCUGGGGUGGCCCAUGGUAUUGUAUCUUAUGGACGUGGAGAUGCAAAGCCUCCUGCAGUCUUCACCCGGAUCUCCUCAUAUGUGCCCUGGAUUAAUUCAGUCACAAAGGGCGAGUCAACCCUGUCAACCUGAGUCAAGGUUCCCAAGCCAGAGCUCUUCUAGUACCCCUUGGGUGUGGAAAAAAAAACUAUCCCCAGACUAACCCAACC
Onychomys torridus (southern grasshopper mouse) is the source of this 848-nucleotide messenger RNA. Its product is annotated as mast cell protease 4-like. The record is from RefSeq and is a predicted model, not a curated record. The coding region runs from base 16 to 771 and encodes 251 amino acids. Gene Ontology annotation, molecular function: serine-type endopeptidase activity. Gene Ontology annotation, biological process: proteolysis. Gene Ontology annotation, cellular component: intracellular membrane-bounded organelle; cytoplasm. The transcript is spliced from 5 exons. Lineage: Eukaryota; Metazoa; Chordata; Mammalia; Rodentia; Cricetidae.